Anoplopoma fimbria (sablefish) is the source of this 3693-nucleotide messenger RNA. Its product is annotated as voltage-dependent T-type calcium channel subunit alpha-1I-like. The record is from RefSeq and is a predicted model, not a curated record. Gene Ontology annotation, cellular component: voltage-gated calcium channel complex; voltage-gated sodium channel complex; plasma membrane. Lineage: Eukaryota; Metazoa; Chordata; Actinopteri; Perciformes; Anoplopomatidae. Gene Ontology annotation, molecular function: low voltage-gated calcium channel activity; voltage-gated sodium channel activity. Gene Ontology annotation, biological process: neuronal action potential; calcium ion import; membrane depolarization during action potential.
AUGACUGAGGUGACGCUCCCCAUACCUGUGCAAGCAGGUCCCAGGCCGGCCUGCUUCUCCACGGAGAAGGAGCAGCUGCCGUACCCGGCUCUGGCCCCGGAGAUUGUGGAUUCCUUCGUCUUGGUGUAUUUUGUCCUGGAAAUGCUCAUCAAGAUGUUGGCCAAGGGAGGCUACGGCUAUGAGGGGAGUUACCUCAGCAACCCCUGGAACAAAUUGGACCUUUUCAUUAACUCUGUAGAGAUGUUUGACUACUUCCUGGUUUAUCUCGGCCUCCACUUGCCAGUCUGUCAAGUACUCGCGCCGAUGCGACUGAUCAGCAGAGUCACAAGUAUGCGUGACGUGGUGACGGUGCUCUUGGACAUCUCGCCCAUGCUUGUGAACGUGCUGAUACUCUACCUGUUUGUCAUCCACAUCUUCGCGGUAAUGGGAGUCCAGCUUUGGGCGGGGCAGCUGCGCAACCGAUGCUUCCUGGGAGAGAACAUCACAAAGUACAACGUGUCCUUAGAUUCAUUCUACAUGACCAAGUACGAUGAGCAGUACCCGUUCAUCUGCUCCCCCGAGGGCAUGAACGGGAUGCGCCGCUGCCACGACGUGCCGCCGUACAAAGAGAAUGGCCGAAAGUGCUCUUUAAACCCCCCCCAGCGUGCGUCGGGUGGUGCGAUCGUCCCCACAGCGGCUGGAGCCGACGCCAACGCCUGUGUCAACUGGAACCUGCUCUAUAACGUCUGUCGUUCCGGGGACCACAACCCUCACAAGGGAGCCAUCAACUUUGACAACAUCGGCUAUUCCUGGAUAACCAUAUUCCAGGUUGUCACACUGGAAGGAUGGUCGAACGUCAUGUUUAAUGUCAUGGAUGUGUAUUCCUUCUGGAGUUUUCUCUUUUUCAUGCUCGUCACCAUUAUGGGCUCCUUCAUCAUGAUGAACGUGUGUGCGGUCGUCAUCGCCACCCAAUUCUCGGACAACUUGGGAAGACGUCAGGAGACCAGAGCAGCAGGAGAGCAGCGGGCGCCGUGUUUAUCACGUGGCUCUGUCGGGGGUCAAAUUUGGAGACCAUUCAGGGCGAGACUGGAGAGAGUCAUUAAAAGUACAGUCUUUGACCGAAUGAUCAUGUUCGCCGUUCUCCUCAGUAUUCUCACCAUGGCCAUAGAGCACCAUAAACAGCCGAAGAAGUUGACGGAAAUGUUGCGGCUCACUAACAACAUCUUCACCGGUAUCUUUGUGGUGGAGAUGGUCUUGAAGCUGAUGGGGCUCAGGUGGACAUACUUCAAGAGCCGGAACAACUUGUUUGACUUUUUCAUCGUCAUCAUCAGCUUGUGGGAGACAAUAUCUAAAGCGGAUGGCCGGUUGUCAGUCCUCCGAGCGUUUCGUCUGCUGCGGUUUGGGAGGCUGCUCCACUUCCUGCCUUACCUGAAGAAACAACUGCUGGUGCUGAAGAGGGCCAUGGAGGACGCCGCUCCGCUCUGCUUGAUAAUGCUGUUUGUCAUCUUCAUCUACAGUCUCAUUGGCAUGCUCCUGUUCGGUAAUCGAUUCGACUUCAGGACUCUGGACGGACACACUGACAGAAAAAACUUUGACACGCUGCUCUGGUCCAUGGUCACUGUGUUCCAGAUUCUGACUGGGGAGGACUGGAAUCUGGUGCUGUACAACAUCAUGGCAGCCACCUCUCCAUGGGCAGCCAUUUACUUUGUAGCACUCAUUAUGACUGGAAGACACGUCCUUCUUAAUAUCCUCGUAGGCAUUGUGAUUCAGGGCUUCCACAACAGGGCCCACGACUCCUCUCAGUCCCCCAGGUCCUCUCCUCCCAUCUCAGCCCCCAAGGAAGGUUCUGCACCUACAAAUACCAAUAAUAGAUGUCUGAAGCGGAUCCGGAGAGCACUCCGCUGGUGCAAAGAGCAUGAAGAGUGGUCAUUCUACGUGUUUUCUCCACAGAACAGGUUCCGCAUCUUUUGCCAGCGUGUGAUCUCUCACAAGAUGUUUGAUUACACAGUUCUUCUCUUCAUUCUCCUGAACUGUGUCACCAUUGCUAUGGAGAGACCUGGAAUAGACCCUGGAAGCAAGGAGAAAUUGUUCCUGAAGAUGUCCAGUUACGUAUUCACUGCUGUCUUCCUGGUAGAGAUGCUUUUUAAGGUUCUGGCUCUUGGUUUGCUGUUUGGGAGCGAGAGCUACUGCCGGUCGUCCUGGAAUGUCGUGGACGGUUUGUUGGUGAUUCUCUCGUUCUUCCACAUCUUAAUCUCUCUGGCCAGUUCGGGCAACAAUAAAAUGCUGGGUAUCGUCAAAGUGUUGCGCCUGCUGCGCACGUUUCGCCCUCUGAGGGUGAUCAAGCGAGCUCCGAAACUGAAGCUGGCUGUGGAGGCUCUGAUUGCGUCGAUCAAGCCCAUCGGGAACGUCCUUCUCAUUUGCUGCGCCUUCUUCUUUUUCUAUGCAAUCCUUGGCGUGCAGUUGUUCAAGGGAAAGUUCCACACCUGUGUGGGCGAGGACAUUGAACUCAUCAUCAACAAGACGGACUGUCUGUCGGCCAACUAUCGCUGGGAGCGGAAGCACUUCAACUUUGACAGCCUGUCGCAGGCUCUGUUGUCGCUGUUCGUAAUGUACUCCAUGGAUGGCUGGGUGAACAUCAUGUAUGAUGGACUGGAUGCUGUGGGAGUGGACAAACAGCCUGUGAUGAACCACAACCAAUGGAUGCUCCUUUUCUUCAUCCCCUUCAUGAUUAUGAGCUUCUUUCUGCUGGACAUGUUCAUCGGUGUGAUGGUGGAAACCUUCCACCAGUGUCAGCAGAAUCAAAAGAGAGGCGAUGAAGAAGAAAGAAUAGUAUCGCAAGGCACAGUUCAAGGUAAGGAGCGGGGGGGGGGCUCGUUGCUGAGGCCGUACUACGAGUCCUACUCCCGCGUGCGUCGGUCCAUCCACACUCUGUGUGUCAGCAGCUUCCUGGACCUCUUCAUGGCUGUCAUCAUCUUCAUGAGCGUCUUGGUAAUGGCUGUCGAACACUACGAUCAACCUCUGUUCAUAUGGAAGCUUACAGAGUAUUCCCACUAUGUGUUCACCAUCAUCCUGAUCAUUGAAGUCCUGCUGAAGCUCGUGGCGUUUGGCGGACUGAGGUUCAUGCAAAACAGUUGGAAUGUGCUGGAUGUCGGUGUCGUCUUGGUUUCCCUCAUGAGCAUCGUUUUACACGAGAUGAGGAUGGCGGACGUGUUUCCCAUCAAUCCCAGCAUCCUGAGAGUCUGCCGAGUGCUCAGACUGGCACAAGUGCUGAAGGCCAAAAAGAUACGCGUUCUGCUGAAAACGGUUAUCAAAACGCUGUCGCAGGUCGGAAACAUUUGUCUCCUCUUCACCUUUUUCUUUUUCAUCUACGCUGCGCUGGGAGUGGAGCUCUUGGGCAAACUGGAAUGCGUGGACGAAGACCUUUGCCUGGGCAUAAAUGAGUACGUCAACUUCAAGCACUUUGGCAUGGCCCUGCUCACGCUCUUUCAGGUGUGCACCGGGGACAACUGGAGCUUGAUCAUGAAGGACGCCCUGACGCAGUGUCGUCCCGGAGACAAGGGCUGCUUAGACUACCUCUCAUGGGUCACCCCGAUCUACUUCAUCGCCUUUGUGGUCAUGGCCCAGUUUGUGCUGGCAAACCUGGUGGUGGCGGUGAUCAUGCAAGCCAUGGAUGACAGCAACGAGGUACAGGAGGAAAAUAAUGCAAGACGCUGA